UCACUCGAUCUGCCUUUGUGAUUCUCAGCUGCCAAGUCCAAGCUUCCUGGCUGGCUUUGGAUCAGCGUGGAAACUUUCCACCCCGGGAGGAGGAUUCUCUGGAAAGUUCUGAGCCCGCCUGAGCGAGCAGAGGCUCACGGUGGGGCCCCGGCCCUUGAAUGCAUCUGUUCAGGGCUGGGGCGGAGGGUUUCAGGAGCCAGACGCCACCCUCUGCCUCCCAGAGCCCGGUCUCCCGAGGGGAGCUCCCCUUUUCCUGCUCACACACCUGGCCGGGCCCUCCUCGGUCCACAGAACCGAGGGGCCCGAUGGGCCCCAGCCCGGCCGUUGAACGGGGAGCACCCGGGAGGUCACUGGGCCUGACCCCCAGUGACUCCCAGGGGAUGAGGGAGGCCGGAGGAAAUUUGGAUUCUGCUGGUCCCCGGCAUCCUGGGCAAAGAACGUGGGGCAGAGUUUGGGAGCCGGGAGGUUUCAGGACUGACUGCAGCGUGGACUGGCUGGCUCCCCCACUUCACCACGAGUCGAGUCCCAGGGUCCCUCCUCACGUUGCACACGCUGGCUGGAGCGGCUCCAUGUCCAAGAGAACCGACCGUGGGCCUGGUGGGCAUUUCCCCGCAUCAUAUCCCACUAGAGAUGUGGCAUCCUCUCUGGCCCUCAGGGGAGUGCCGUGCGCCAGCUGUCCGUGGACGCGACGUCAGGAAGGGCCCCUGGAAAGAGAGGGGAAAGGACCGAGAAAGGAAGACUGUGCCAGAAGGAGGCGGCGGCGGGAGGAUGGAGGCGGCGGCGGGAGGAUGGAGGCGGCGGCGGGAGGACGGAAGCUGCAGGGGCCAGGGAAGGGGAGCCAUGACAGGUUUCCAAGCAAGAGAGGCCCAAGUCGGAGAGGCGAGCGUCGGCGGAUGCGGGAGGAGGCGGGGUUGGGAGCAGCGCUGGCGCGGCCGCCUGGGCCCCCAGAGAGGAGUCGGAGCAGGCAGAAAGUGAAGGACUUCGGCUCUGGGCCCUCCUGCACGAAAGGACUUGCCACCAAGAGGAAGCUCCAGCCUCCCUUGCAGCGGCCUCCCAGGCGGUCAGCCCCACUGGACAGCCCCGUCGGACAGCCUGACUGGACAGCUCGCCGGCGGGGAAGUGUCCGGCAUGGACCCCCGUUCUGUGUGAGGGGCCCCAUGGAGCAUCCGGCCCUCUGAGCACACAGCAGCCCUUCGUGUAUUUGAAGACGCCAUGUGCCCCCUCCGCCUUCACCUUCUCCUUCUCCUGAGCUCCUGUACCUGCUCCUCAGGCUGUCGCCGGACACCCUCCCCUGCUCACGGUAACGGUCAGUCGGUUAGCAGAGAGCUGGGAGGGCUCUGGGGGCCAGAACCUGUGCCCAUUCCUGCUGGAGGGAGGCUUCCUUCUGCUGCAAUAGACCAUAAAUAGAGAGAAACUCAAAGCAUUUUUCUGGGUACAAGAUACAGACAUGCUGAUGGGGAGGAGACAGUGUUUGGGGGACUCAGGAAAGGGCUCCUGGGGGGGGAGAGCGAAUUUAAGCAGGGCUCUGCCCCACACUGGGGGUAGUCCCGGCAUGAGAUGUACCUUCUGGGGGCCCUUGGGGGUGAAGGCGGGCAGCGUAGGCUCCCCACAGCUCACCAGCUGUCUAGCUUCUUUCCUUCCAGGCUCUCCAGCACCCAGGACGGCCGGCACCCUGUUGGAGAAUGACUGCCCUUUGGGGUGAGGUAGUAGGUUGUAUAGU
This is a messenger RNA of Sarcophilus harrisii (Tasmanian devil), 1720 nucleotides long. RefSeq names its product translation initiation factor IF-2-like. The record is from RefSeq and is a predicted model, not a curated record. The coding region runs from base 159 to 1178 and encodes 339 amino acids. Lineage: Eukaryota; Metazoa; Chordata; Mammalia; Dasyuromorphia; Dasyuridae. The transcript has 6 exons.